UGCCAUAGUGCCAGGAAGUUGCUGAAACUUGAGCGACAACAGUAACGUUAGCUAGCAACUGUUACAGUUGGUUUUGUUUUUUAUAUAUUUGGGGUUAGCGAUAACAUUUAAGCAAUAGUUAGUGGUUAAAUCACAUGGGGUUUAUUGGUAACGUUAGUCCGUUAAAGUAGAGGUUGAACUGUUGUCGUUGUGUGUUCUUUUGUAUUUAUUGAGCUAACCAGCACGUUUGCUAAUAAUGCUAGGGUCAAGUGAAUAUCAAAUUAUUGAUUAAUUGAAUAAUUUAUUGGCGCGGAAAUCAACCCAAUUUGCAGUACUAUGGAGGACAGCACCACGGAACUCGAAGGACCGGGUUGUUUGAGUGUCGGUCAGCAGUCAGAAGAGGCGACACCAACCGAUAUUAGCCACCAGAACAGUGUCGACAACGAUGGUUCGAAAGACCACAAUGGGACAUCUAAUAAUGUUGACUGGGAUUCAGGGGAUGAGCCUGAACUCCCUCUUAAUCAAUUUUACCCUUACAUCCACUGUACUCUCUGCUGCGGAAUCCUAAUUGAUUCCACCACCAUCACAGAGUGUCUGCACACUUUUUGUAAAAGCUGCAUAGUGAAACACUUCUUCUACAGCAACAGGUGUCCCAAUUGCAGCAUUGUAGUCCAUCAGACACAACCAUUGUACAACAUAAAACCUGACAGACAGUUGCAAGAUAUUGUUUACAAGAUGCUGCCACAUCUGGAAGAAAUGGAGAGAGCAAGGAUGAUUGAUUUUUACAAACAGAGAGAACUGGAGGUGCCUAAACCAGUGAUGGCAUCCCCUGCGGUCCCUGUGCUGAAAAACCAGAAGCAGAGGAGGGCAUUGCUGCCCCAGUCUGUCUUCGCCAUCCCUCCUGAACUGGACGUGUCACUGCAGCUGGAGUUUUUGGGAGCGGAAGAAGGCAUAGACGGCUAUAAGCCUUUGGAGAGGCGGUAUGUGCGAGUAUCGGGGGAUGCCACUGUCCACCAUGUGGCGCUCUUCAUCAGGAGGAAGAUGGAGCUGAGCCCCGCCUGCCAGGUGGAUGUUGUGUGUGGAGACCACCUCCUGGACCGUUACCAGUCGCUACGAGAGGUUCAGCGCUCCAUAGGAGAUGACGCUCUACAGGAUGGUCUUUUGAUUCUCCACUUUGGACUGGUGCUGGCUGCUCACACAUGAGCAGGGGGAAGGAAGUGGGAUGGAUGUGAUCCUGAUAUUAACCCUGACCCUCAGGGAACCACUGUCUUCAUUCUGCUACUAUAAUGCCUAACAGAAUCAAGUAUUCUACUCUUUGCCACUUAGACAGUUAACAGUGAAUUGCUGAAUCUAGGGCCCCGAAACCUUCUGGUUAGGAUUAGGUUAUAGUUUAUCUCCAAGACUGAUUUCAGAGGUCUGAAAGACUACAAGGACCUGUCAUGCUACUGAUGCCAAAAGCUCAUGUUUUUGCUACACUUUGAGUUGAAUGUACACUGUUCUUUUACAUUUUUUUGUGACCAACUUUUGUAGCAGUCCCCCUCCCAUCCAUCUCCCGAGUCUCUAUUUAGACCAAAGUAUAAAUACAUAUACGGUGCCUUCGGAGAGUAUUCAGACCCCUUGACGUUUCCACAUUUUGUUACGUCACAGCCUUAUUCUAAAAUGGAUGAAAUAAAUACAAAUCCUCAGCAAUCUACACACAAUACCCCAUAAUGACAAAGUGCAAACAGGUUGUUUUUUUUAAUGUAUUUUUUGCAAAUGUAUAAAAAUUAUAUCUUAUUUACAUUGGUAUUCAGACCCUUUGCUAUGAGACUCGAAAUUGAGCUCCGGUGCAUCUUGUUUCCAUUGAUCUUCCUUGAGAUGCUUCUAUAAUUUGAUUGAAGUCCACCUCUGGUAAAUUCAAUUGAUUGGACAUGAUUUGGAAAGGCACACCUGUCUAUAUAAGGUCCCAUUGUUGCCAGUGCAUGUCAGAGCAAAAAGCUAGAGCUCCGAUACAGCAUUGUGUCAAGGCACAGAUCUGGGAAGGGUACCAAAACAUUUCUGCAGCAUUGAAGGUCCCCAAGAACAGUGGCCUCCAUCAUUCUUAAAUAGAAGAAGUUUGGAAUCAUCAAGACACUUCCUAGAGUUCGUCGCUCAGCCAAACUGAGCAAUCUGGGAGCAGGAUCUUGGUCAGGGAGGUGACCAAGAGCCCGAUGGUCACUCUGACAGAGCUGCAGAGUUCCUCUGUGGAGAUGGGAGAACUUUCCAGAAGGACAACCAUCUCUGCAGCACUCCACCAAUCAAAUCAAAUUUUAUUUGUCACAUACACAUGGUUAGCAGAUGUUAAUGCGAGUGUUGCGAAAUGCUUGUGCUUCUAGUUCCGACAAUGCAGUAAUAACCAACAAGUAAUCUAACAAUUCCAAAACUACUGUCUUAUACACACAAGUGUAACGGGAUAAAGAAUUAUGUACAUAAAGAUAUAUGAAUGAGUGAUGGUACAGAGCGGCAUAGGCAAGAUACAGUAGAUGGUAUCGAGUACAGUAUAUACAUAUGAGAUGAGUAUGUAAACAAAGUGGCAUAGUUAAAGUGGCUAGUGAUACAUGUAUUACAUAAAGAUGCAGUAGAUGAUAUAGAGUACAGUAUAUACGUAUACAUAUGAGAUGAAUAAUGUAGGGUAUGUAAACAUAUUAGGUAGCAUUGUUUAAAGUGGCUAGUGAUAUAUUUUACUUCAUUUCCCAUCAAUUCCCAUUAUUAAAGUGGCUGGAGGGUAGGCUUUUGGGGGUAGAGUGGCCAGACCAAAGCCACUCUUCAGUAAAAGGCAGACUAGUCAGGAUCGAGGGAAAGAUGAACGGAGCAAAGUACAGAGAGAUCCUUGACGAAAACCUGCUCAGGGACUCAGACUGGAGCGUAGGUUCACCUUCUAACAGGACAACGAUCCUAAGCACACAACCAAGACAACACAGGAAUGGCUUCGGGACAAGGCUCUGAAUGUCCUUGAGUGGCCCAGCCAGAGCCUGGACUUGAACCCGAUCGAACAUCUCUGGAGAGACCUGAAAAUAGCUGUGCAGCAACGAUCCCCAUCCAACCUGACAGAGCUUGAGAGGAUCGGCAGAGAGGAAUGGGAUAAACUCACCAAAUACAGGUGUGCCAAGCUUGUAGCAUCAUACCCAAGAAGACUCGAGGCUGUUAUCGCUGCCAAAGGUGCUUUAACAAAGUACUGAGUAAAGGGUCUGAAAACAUAUGUAAAUGUGAUAUUUUAAUACAUUUGCAAAAAAAUCUAAAAUCCUGUUUUCACUUUGGUAUUGUGUGUAGAUUGAUGAAAAAAACCAACAUUUAAUCAAUUUUAGAAUAAGGGGUCUGAAUACUUACCGAAAACACUGUGUCUUAUGCAACCGUGAGAUCCUGUCAUUGGUGUCAAGUUCCACUUUAAACUCGGAUCUGAAUGGGGAGAGGUCAGAUGGACCUUGAACAAGGCCUUAAAAUAAUGUUCCAGUAGGCCUAUUAUUAUAACGUCUGUAUAUGGGCUGAUUUUAUGUUACAUUUCUAUCUUCCUAUUCUGCACCAAACUUCAAGGCUUUGUACAUGCUCUGUGAAUCAUUAGCACCCCACUCAAUUUUGCGACGAGGUAGCUUGCCUUGUCCUCGAUGCUAGCAUAAAUAGUUGCAUAAUAAUAAACAUACACCAUAUUUAAAAAAUAUCUUGGUUAUUCUGUCCUAAUGUUUAGCAAAAUACAGUCUUAAGUGUGGACUAAGAGUCGUCUGCACUAAGCAGCAGCUGACCGGCUUGCUUUUAGCUUAGCUAGCUAGUUGUGAUUGGGGGACAGAAAGUCAUGUUCCGCUAGCUGUCAAAAUAGCUCUACCUUGCAAACGUUAGCUGACUUGCUAUUGUUGUCUGUUAGCUAGCUAUCUCUAGAAAGAGUCACUGUGGGAAUCUCCAGUUCUCAUGUGACAAGGAGUUGUCAUGAUAGCACAAACAGAUCUGGCACCAGGCUACAUUGGUAGCUAACUAACAAAUGUGCGUAACCGCGACAUUCAAACGAGGCUACAAAGAAAACUAAUGGAACUGUGUUGAUGUCAAAAUCGGGGGAGUGAACUAGGUUUCUAUUCAAGUGUUGAUCGACAUGGUAAUGGCCCUAUAGUAUUGGAGAAAAGUUGAAAAAAACUGACCCUCCGUUACAUCUUGACGUGUCAUGUCGUAACGUCCAGCACGCAUAAAGCUACUUAUUUAUGACUUACAAUCUCUCUCCACCAGGUGUAGCACUUCUCUCAUCUUUUAAAAAUAAUAAAUGGACAGUGACGGGGGUAAGGGGGGGAUACCUAGUCAUCAUUGCAUGCGAUUCAUUCUCAAAGCUGCUGUUUACUUCUAAGAUCACUUUAGCACCGCCCUAAAAACUUGAUUCAAAUUUGACACAAACCUUAAAAUACAUUUACAUUUAAGUCAUUUAGCAGACGCUCUUAUCCAGAGCGACUUACAAAUUGGUGCGUUCACCUUAAGACAUCCAGUGGAACAGCCACUUUACAAUAGUGCAUCUAAAUAGGUAUGUAAUGACACAUUAUAUAAACUCUUUAUAGUUUUAUUUACAUUUUAGAGGUGAUAAGGUGAUAAGUUGUACAGAUCGAGUGAAAAAAGCAAUUUUCCCACACAUCUCUCCUUCUCACUAUCACGCAUUAGUUUCGCUUCCCCACCCGCCAUUUUUAAAAAGACCCGACGGGGCUCAUUGCCUGCUUGAAUUAUGCAGAAACGGGCAGUGUUUAGGUCAUGUAAUUGAUUUUGUUGGAAAGGGGAGAAAUGGUGUGGUAUUGACAUUACAGUUGAUCUGGAAGUAUUACGUUUUUGGGGCGCUAAAAUAAGGGCAAUUGUACGGACCAAGGCGAUUUACGAGUUUGAGUUACGUGAGUGUUAGCUUGCCCAAGAAAGCUUGUAUACAGAACCAUAGCCAGCUAUUAAAAUGUGAUUUAUUUUGACAAGUGCUGUGUUCGAAUACGCAUACUACAUAAUUUUUUUAACCUUUAUUUAUAUUUAUUUAUAAUGAGUAUAUAGUAUUAGUUAAUUUGAGUAUACUGUAAACGAACGGUAACCUUUCAGUUGUGUACUUGCGCUUUGCUUGUCUACCGGAAGUUGAUGCUGUUGCAAUACAACUUCUUGCUAGCUUGUUAGCUUAACAAAUGACUAGCUAGACAUCUUAAGACUUCAUUAAAAAUGUCCGUUGAGAACACACAAUGACUUUAACACUUAGCUAAGCUAAGAAUAACGUGAAUAAUCAAGUCAAUAAGUGUUUUCCUCCAUCUGUAUUUGAUGAUUCAUUAUUUGUGUCCAUUCCUAUGUUAAACUAUAUACCACACACAACUUAAUUAACAUUGCCUCUGGCGGCAACCACAACUUGUAGUCAGCGCUGUCUCUCUGUAGCCAUGUAUUUUGUUUUCAUGCCAGCUGUAUAUGUUGUGCUGGUGUUAAUGAUCAGCUACAAUCAGUUGGCUGUUCAGAGGACCGACGCUGGAAGGAGGAGGUGAAGACAGGAGGCUGGUUAAAGGAGGGCGUUGUAUUCUCCUCGACCAAAAGGCAAAAGCAGGCCACAUUAAGUCAAUUAUUACUGGUCUGUAUGUAGCAAAUUUCAUUCACAAUUUGAUACAUCCACUUGGACUAUAUUAGAACAUGUAUGCCUGUCAUAGCAAUUGUAAUUUAGUGUAGCUUAAAGCCUACAUUCAAUAAUGUACAUAUGUCAGAAUAGGCCUACAUAUCAAAUAAUGUGAAAGCUAUUUAUUUUGUUUCAAUUUGGUAAAGUUGCCCUUUCUCAUCACAGACUGGUGGCAGAGGACCCUACUGUGUGCUAAGUCUCAAUGUGACCAACCUGAGUGUGUAUUUGGACUACCUGGAACUCAAGCCCCACUUUGGAAUGACCCAACCCUCUUUUGACAGCCUGUUAGAGGUCUUGCACCAAGAAGACCAGGAUCAUGGCUGGGGCAAGACCUUGGAAAGCCUCAUGUUUGUCUACUGGAUGGCUAGUGCCACUUCGUAUAGUGUCCGAGGCAUUUGAUGUCAUCCCCAGGGUCCGUGGGGUGCUCAUGAAGAGGGUCAUCCAUUUUCCAUCACAAGAUGAAAUGCAGGAGGUUGGCGAGCGAUUCACCCAAAAAUCACAGUUCCCUGCAAUUCAAAAGGUUGCUGGCGCUAUUGCUGGAUGCCACAUCAGGAUUAAGCCCCCUGCUGUGGACCAGCAGGAUUACCUGAACAGAAAAGUUUUAUUCAUCAACUAUAGGCCAUCUGUGACCAGAGGUGCGGGUUCAUUGACAUCUACAUUGCCUUCCCCGGGUCUGUGCACGACACCAGGGUCAUGAAACACAGCCCUGUGUAUGUUCAGAGCCUGUAACCACCCCAAGGUUGGUGUCUCUUCGGGGAUGGUGGGUAUCCCUGCCUGGUGGAGCUGUCUGACACCCUACAGGCAACCAGUGAGGGGUGCAGUGGAGGCCACCUACGAUGCAAAGCAUUCCAAGGUGAGGAAUGUGGCAUUCCAUCUUCAUGAAGGCCCUGGAGGUGAAGCCUAGCUUUGUGCCUGAGGUGGUUGCACUCUGUGCUGCACAUCUUCCUCAGCAACAUUGUGGAGCCUGAGGCCUCGGGAGAGGAUGAUGAUGGAGACCUGGACCAACUGCCGCAGCAGAAUGUGGAUCUACUGCUGGACCAGCUCACAGCAUCAGGAGUGGGCAAUGUUGCAGCACUAGCUAACCCCAUCCCAGGUGACCAACUACUGGAAUUCCCCCCCCCCCCCAGUAGAAAACCCUUACACACACACACACACCCUGUUUAAAAUGUAAUUGUUGAUUCCUAAAUCAAUCUAUCACCCGUGUUCACAUAUUACAUGUGAUCAAUAUUCAAAAUCUUAAAUUCUAUUCUGUUGUUCGUGUGUACUGGAGCUCUUUUAAGAGCUUUGGCAUAAAAUGUGAUGUUUUUGUUGUUUAAUAAAAUAUUCUAGAAUAUCAA
Molecule: messenger RNA, 6927 nt
Organism: Oncorhynchus nerka (sockeye salmon)
Lineage: Eukaryota; Metazoa; Chordata; Actinopteri; Salmoniformes; Salmonidae
Product: polycomb group RING finger protein 6-like
Exons: 10
Coding region: 316-1182 (288 amino acids)
Biological process (GO): regulation of transcription by RNA polymerase II
Cellular component (GO): PRC1 complex
Source: RefSeq, a predicted model, not a curated record